AUGCUGAGAGUCCGGAAAAAAGGUGGCUUUGGGAUUUGGUCGUUGCCCUUUAUAAUAACAGUGGUUUGUGCACAGAGUGCUAAUGAUCCUAGUAAUAUGUCACUAGUAAAAGAGACGGUGGAUAGACUGCUGAAAGGCUACGACAUUCGACUGAGGCCAGAUUUUGGAGGUCCUCCUGUGGCUGUGGGCAUGAACAUAGAUAUUGCCAGCAUAGAUAUGGUGUCAGAAGUCAAUAUGGACUAUACCUUGACAAUGUACUUUCAACAAGCAUGGAGGGAUAAGAGGCUUUCGUAUAAUGUAAUACCUUUAAAUCUUACACUGGACAAUAGAGUAGCAGAUCAGCUUUGGGUUCCUGAUACCUACUUCCUGAAUGAUAAGAAGUCAUUUGUACAUGGUGUCACUGUGAAGAACAGAAUGAUCCGUUUACAUCCAGAUGGGACAGUUCUCUAUGGUCUCAGAAUUACAACAACAGCUGCAUGUAUGAUGGACCUACGAAGAUAUCCCUUAGAUGAACAAAACUGCACACUAGAGAUAGAAAGCUAUGGCUACACAACCGAUGAUAUUGAAUUUUACUGGCGUGGGGGUGAUAAUGCAGUUACAGGAGUGACAAAGAUUGAACUGCCUCAGUUCUCUAUAGUGGAUUACAAACUUAUCACCAAGAAAGUUGUUUUCUCAACAGGUUCCUAUCCAAGAUUGUCCCUAAGUUUUAAACUUAAGAGAAACAUUGGGUAUUUCAUUCUGCAGACUUAUAUGCCUUCCAUUCUGAUCACUAUUCUUUCCUGGGUUUCAUUCUGGAUUAAUUAUGAUGCAUCAGCUGCAAGGGUGGCUUUAGGGAUCACAACCGUGCUGACAAUGACAACCAUUAAUACCCAUCUACGAGAAACACUACCAAAAAUUCCCUACGUGAAAGCCAUUGACAUGUAUCUGAUGGGCUGCUUUGUCUUUGUGUUCAUGGCUCUUCUGGAGUAUGCCUUGGUGAACUACAUCUUUUUUGGCAGGGGGCCACAGCGCCAGAAGAAAGCAGCAGAAAAGGCUGCCAGUGCUAACAAUGAGAAAUUACGAAUGGAUGUCAAUAAGAUCUUUUAUAAAGAUAUAAAACAAAAUGGGACCGAAUUGCGAUCCCUGGAUCCCACUGGAAAUCUCUCCCCAACUAGAUGGACUGCCAGUUACGAUUACCCUCUUAAAACGAUGGACCCACAUGAAAAUAUUUUGUUGAGCACGCUUGAAAUUAAAAAUGAGAUGGCUGCCUCUGAAGCUGUUAUAGGGCUUGGGGACCCUAGAAGCACGAUGCUGGCCUAUGAUACCUCAAGUAUCCAGUAUCGGAAGGCUGGCUUACCGAGACACAGCUUUGGCCGUAACGCCCUGGAACGGCAUGUGGCCCAAAAGAAAAGCCGGCUAAGGAGACGUGCUUCUCAGUUGAAAAUUACCAUCCCUGACUUGACUGAUGUGAAUGCCAUAGAUCGAUGGUCACGCAUAUUCUUCCCGGUUGUUUUUUCUUUCUUCAAUAUUGUCUAUUGGCUUUACUAUGUGAACUAAAAACAAAGCAAAGCCACCCAAAUAUCAAGAACUGGAUUUCCCUUCAAAAUCAAUUGUACAGCCAAACAUGGGACUUAGGGAAAACAAAACCUAUUCAGGACAAAAUUUAUUUUAAAACACCUUAUUUGCUGGCCCACUCUAUA
Candoia aspera is the source of this 1679-nucleotide messenger RNA. It is a transcript of the gene GABRB2, whose product is annotated as gamma-aminobutyric acid type A receptor subunit beta2. The record is from RefSeq and is a predicted model, not a curated record. NCBI's taxonomy places the organism in Eukaryota, Metazoa, Chordata, Lepidosauria, Squamata, Candoiidae. The transcript has 10 exons. Gene Ontology annotation, molecular function: neurotransmitter receptor activity; chloride channel activity; extracellular ligand-gated monoatomic ion channel activity. Gene Ontology annotation, cellular component: synapse; neuron projection; plasma membrane. The coding region runs from base 1 to 1536 and encodes 511 amino acids. Gene Ontology annotation, biological process: signal transduction; chloride transmembrane transport; chemical synaptic transmission.